Messenger RNA from Magnolia sinica, 5333 nucleotides. RefSeq names its product pentatricopeptide repeat-containing protein At3g09040, mitochondrial. The transcript has a single exon. NCBI's taxonomy places the organism in Eukaryota, Viridiplantae, Streptophyta, Magnoliopsida, Magnoliales, Magnoliaceae. Gene Ontology annotation, biological process: RNA modification. Gene Ontology annotation, molecular function: RNA binding; protein binding. The record is from RefSeq and is a predicted model, not a curated record. Bases 639 to 3908 code for a protein of 1089 amino acids.
UUUAGCCUUUGGAUCUAGGGUCAUAUUUCAAUGAUCCAAACCGUUUAUAUGAUGGACCUCACCUUGGAUGGGGAUACAUACAAAAUAAAAGCUUUAGAUUUCAAUAUUUCAACCCCUUUUGAUGAAAUUACUCUUUUUGGAUAUGAACCGUCCACGGUUGUUACCCUUUACUGAUAUUUGUAUUUCAGUUCAUCCUGGUGGGAAUAACCAUAUGAACGGUUUGGAUGGCACAUGAACAUAACGGUGGACCCCAGGAAGAUUUCAACAGAAGGCCUUUCCAUCCGCGCUGAUUCGUGUGGUGUGGCCCACUUGAGUUUUGGAUCUGUCUCAUUUUUUGGAUCAUAUCCUAGCAUGAGCUGGCGAAGCUGAUGGACGGUAUGGAUGCAACAUGGACAUAGCAGGAGGCCCCACAUAGCUUCCACCUACGGAAAAUCGUGGCCGCCCGUAAAUGCUCGUCUGCUAGAACGAACGGUUUAAAAAUAAACUGGUCAGUUCUCUCGUGAUCUUCACACCAAGUGAGUCGACUCGGAGCUGGCCGUUCUCCAACUGGAAUAUAACGGCUCGAUUUUUCGAAUACUGCGAAAAACACCAGCCCUUCGGAGUUCCAACCGAGUCAUGUUGGAAUCGGGUCAGCAUCCAUGAAUCGUCCAACCAAUCCUCUCAGAAAUCUCCACAAACUCACCUCAGCCUCCCUUUCUUCUUCGACUCCCUUCCUUCUCCGCAGCUUCUUGACAGGAAAACAAGCAAAAACCCAGUUGGAUUUGAAUCCGGAUCAUCCCAUCGCCACCAUCCAUCUCUUAGAUCCUCACUCGAAAGAAUCCAAAUCGGCUGAAACCCUCCAACCAUUUGAUGCAACGCUUCAUCGAGAAUCUCGAGACAUCUCAACAGCUUCUCUGCCGAAAAAUGAGCACAACCCAAUUCCAUCACUGGGUUUAACUCCAGACCCUCAUAUGUACACCCACCUGUUGAGAUCUUUCCUAACAGAAGGCAAUUCAGCUCAAUCCCGCCGCCUGUUUGAAGAAACACCUCAGCGACGAGCACAUGUGUUGAGAAAUAGUAAGAUUCUCCAUGCACGGAUCCUGAAAUUCGGUUUCGAAUUGGGCGGAAAUCUUGGAAACACGCUUGUUGAUUUGUAUGCUAAAUGUGGUGAUCUGUGCCUUGCAUUGAAAGCCUUCGAUCAGCUCAUAGAACAAGAUGGGUCGGCUUGGAACUCAAUCCUGUCUGCAUAUUCAAGGCUUGGAUUACUUGAGGAGGCUGUUUGCAUUUUUGGGUCGAUGCGGAAUGUUAAUGCGCAGAUGAAUCAGUUUACGUUUGCGAUUGUUCUGUCUGCAUGUGCGAGAUUGGCAGCUCUCGGUUUUGGUAGGCUGGUACAUGUUAAUAUUAUUAAGAUGGGAUUUGAGUCGAAUUCAUUCUGUGAAGGCUCGCUGAUUGAUAUGUAUGCCAAAUGCGACUGUGUGAUUGAUGCUCGCCGAGUAUUUGAUAGAGUUAGCAAUCCCGAUAUGGUUUCCUGGACUGUGAUGAUUGCUGGCUACGUUAGGAUCGGUUUAUCAGAGGAAGCGCUCGAACUGUUUUGGAAAAUGAGGAAGUCAGGGAGUAAACAAGACCAGGUUGUGCUUGUGACUGCUAUAACUGCGUGUGUUAGUCUAGGCAGGCUCAAAGAAGCACAUGAUCUCUUUGCACAAAUGCCUAAUCCGAAUGUCGUUGCAUGGAAUGUGAUGAUUUCUGGCCAUGCCCAACAUGGCUAUGAGGUUGAAGCUCUUAGUUUCUUCUACAAAAUGCGAGCAAACAACUUCAAAUCUACUCGGUCCACACUAGGAAGCGUGCUGAGUGCCAUUGCCAAUAUAACAGCUAUAGAUUUAGGCCAGCAAGUUCAUUCCGAGGCAAUCAAGCUGGGGUUAGAUCUGAAUUUUUUUGUGGGAAGUUCAUUAAUCAACAUGUAUGCAAAGUGUUGUAUCAUAGAUUAUGCGAGAAAGAUAUUUGAUUUGUUGGAUGAUAAAAAUGUUGUUCUGUGGAAUGCAAUGCUUGGAGGUUACGUACAGAAUGGCCAUGCAGACGAAGUCAUGACAUUGUUCUCUGAUAUGAAGGAUAAAGGCAUUCCGUCUGACGAAUUCACUUACGUCAGCAUUCUUACUGCGUGCGCUUCCUUGGGAAGUCUAGAUAUGGGCCACCAACUACAUUCGGCUAUAAUAAAGAGGAACUUAGAAGAGAGCUUGUUUGUAGGCAAUGCAGUUGUUGACAUGUAUGCCAAAUCUGGAGAUCUAAAAGAUGCAAGGCAGCAAUUUGAGCUCAUCCGUGAUAGAGACAAUGUUUCUUGGAAUGCAAUCUUAGUGGGGUAUGUCCAUGAUGAAGAUGAAACUGAGGCACUGAUCAUGUUUCGUAGGAUGGUCUCAGACGACAUUGCGCCUGACGAAGUUUCCUUGGCUACGAUACUCAGUGCUUGUGCUAAUGUUCAAGCCCUUGAUCAAGGGCAGCAAUUUCACUGUGUUUCCAUCAAGUAUGGUCUAGAACUGAAUGUCUACAUUGGGAGUUCUGUCAUUGACAUGUACGCAAAAUGUGGGGCCAUUGCUGCAGCAAAUAAGGCAUUUUUUCAGAUGCCUGAGAAGAGUGUUGUCUCAUGGAAUGCUUUGAUUGCAGGUUACAUUCAGAAGAACAAUGCAGAGGAAGCAUUGGAUUUGUUUCGUCGUAUGCAGGCCGAAGGGCUGAAGCCAUCCCAAUUCACCUUUGCAAGUAUUUUGACUGCAUGCAGCAGCCCAUAUAGAUUAACCAUGGGAAGGCAGGUUCACUGUUAUACUCUCAAGUCUGGCUUUUCACAUGAUGAUGCCUUUGUGGGUAUCUCGCUCCUGGCCAUGUAUGUGAAAUCCCUCAGCAACGACGAUGCAAAUAAACUGUUUUGGGAGAUGCCCGACAAUAACAGCACAGUAUCAUGGACCGCAAUCAUUUCGGGACACGCCCAAAAUAAUUUCAGUGAGGAGGCACUUCGGUUGUUUCACGAAAUGCGUAGUUAUGGUGUGAGACCUGAUCAAGCUACUUUUGUUAGUGUCCUUAAAGCUUCUGCUAGCUUAGCUGCAUUGAGGGAUGGCAAAGAAGUUCAUUCCCUCAUCAUCCAGACUGGUUUCAAUCAGGACGAACACACAGGUAUUGCUCUUAUAGAUAUGUAUUCUAAAUGUGGGGACGUGAGGAGUUCUCAGCAAGUUUUCGAUGAAAUGGACAGUAAACAAGAUGUUACGUUGUGGAACUCUAUGAUCGUCGGAUUUUCCAAAAACGGGUACAUCGAAGAUGCGCUUAGGCUCUUUGACCAGAUGCAGCAAGAGAACUUGAGGCCCGAUGAUGUCACAUUCCUCGGUGUUCUCACUGCAUGUAGUCAUGCAGGGUUAGUAACUGAAGGCUGCAGAUUCUUUGACUCCAUGAGGGAGAACUAUGGGAUUUGGCCAAGAGCGGAUCAUUUCGCUUGCAUGGUUGAUCUCCUUGGUCGUGGUGGCUAUCUAAAAGAAGCAGAGGACUUCAUAGACAGCCUACCCUUAAAACCUGACGCUAUAAUUUGGGCCACGUUGCUCUCUGCUUGCAGAAUGCACAGGGAUGACAUUCGGGGGCAGCGGGCUGCUGAGAAGCUCAUUGAAUUGGAACCACAAAAUUCUUCUCCAUAUGUGCUACUUUCUAAUAUUUAUGCUGCAUCCGGGAACUGGGAUGGGGUUAAUUUGGUGAGGAAAGCAAUGAGAGAUAGAGGAGUGCGGAAGCUGCCCGGAUGUAGCUGGAUUGUAGUGGGUAAGAAUACGAACUUAUUCGUUGCAGGGGAUAAGUUUCAUCCUAAAGCAAGUGAUAUCUACGGGCUGUUGAAGGAAUUAACUGCAUUGAUGAAAGAAGAUGGUUAUGUCGCUAGACUUGAUUUGGUUUCACAUGAUGAAGACUGAGAAUGAGGUCACCUGGUCUGCUCACUUUUUGAUGAUGCGACAUGAAUGAAUGGUUCUGAUCAAUGGACAUGGUGCACUGUAUGGUGGUGGUUGGGGCAUGCCACCAGUUAAGAGUGGUAGCUUGGGUGAUCUUCCAUUCCCCCUUUCAUGGCUACAACAAUACAUGGUACAGUUCACUACAGACUGUUGAAAGAAUGCAGUCUGUUGAAGGAAUUAACUGCAUUGAUGAAAGAAGAUGGUUAUGUUGCUAGACUCGAUUUGGUUUUGCAGGAUGAAGACUGAGAAUGAGGUCACCUGGUCUGCUCACUUUUAAUGAUGCAACAUGAAUGAAUGGUUCAGAUCAAUGGACGUGGUGCAUUGUAUGGUGGUGGUUGGGGCAUGCCACCAGUUAGAACGGUCAGUUAAGUGAUCUUCCAUUUCCCCUUUCAUGGCUACAACAAUCCAUGGCAAGUGAUGGGACUCGCCGUUUUUGAGAUAACAAUCCAUCAACAUGCAGACCAAAUGGGAUGGAUAAACCGUCAUCUACUCCAAUAUUACUAUUCCCCAUCAUGGAUGUUUGCAGAGGGACGCCUUCAAAAGCCACUGCACUGUAAUUCCAUGGAAAGUGCAGGUCCACCUCGCCAAAGUGAGGUCGGAUUUGUGCAAAGAGCAAGAUAACAAGGAAGAAAAAUACACAUGUUAAGUGACAGAAGAAUUUGCAUGAUACUGAAAUUACUAGAUGCACUGAUCAAUGGAUGGAACUCAUUGAUUGUAAUCAACCUAUGUACUAGACUAUUAGAUAGCACUUGAUUGUAAUCAAGUUGUGUAAUGGUCUAUUGCAUUGCACCAGUGGGAGCUCUGUGCUCUCAUUGCCAGUUUGAAGUCCAGAUAAAAGAGGAUUGUCUCAUAUUGGAAGCUGGUGUCAAAGAGUAUGACACUCCAAACUCAUGCUAGGGCAUUCCUUGUAAGGGGGACGCACUGGAUCGGAACCUAAGUAUAGUGAGAAAUGGGCAAGGGUUGGCUAGAGUGUCCUCUAAAAGUUACUUGCUGGAACAAUGCCUACUUGCUGUGAGAAAUAGGCAAAGGGUUUUGGACCAUUUUGGACGCACAAGUAAAGAAGCUAGUCUAAGAGAAUAGGAUUUGUCUGGUCACUUGGAAUAUAAGAACGCUGGUAGGUAAGAGUAUAGAGUUAGCAAAUCCAAUGAAAUGAAAGAGAAUUAAGAUGACUAGUAUUCAAAAAACCUAGCGGGAAUGGUGCCAAAACUUGUGAAAUUGAUGGAUAUAAAUGUGUAUAGGAAAGCACAACAAAAAUAAAAUUAAUAGACUAGGUGACUGAAUGACUAGUCGUCAAUGAAAAAGUACUAUGUAUGCAUGGCAAACACAACACCACCAAUGGAAAGUAGAUAUUCAUUUCCUCCCACAUGAAAUGACAAAUUUAUCUUUUUC